AAUGGCUUCAGCAGGUAUCAUCGGCCACGAAGGUGUCCUUUGGGCUCACAGCGCCAAUUUCCCAAUUAAGUUUAAAUCUAAAGAAAUAGUUGAAAUCAUGGAAGCAUUUGAGUCACCAAGAAAACUUGUUCGAAAAGGCCUACACAUUGGUGGCACCAAGUAUGAAGUUACAAACGUGGAAGAAGAACAUGUAAUAAACGGUAAUAAGGGCACCGGUGGAAUCGUGGUGAAGAAGACGAGUAUGACACUGCUGGUCGGGAUAUACAACGAGCCGAUGACGCCAACGUGCAAUGCGAGAGUUAAGAGGGUCGCCUCUCUCCUCAAUGAACAAGGCUACUAAUUUCUAAAAAACGCUCAUUUUUCAACAAACUACAUUAUUUCUCUUUGUUUUAUUGGUGUGUGACAAACAAUGAUAAAUUUAUGGAGUAUAUUAUUGUAUU
Molecule: messenger RNA, 440 nt
Organism: Salvia hispanica
Lineage: Eukaryota; Viridiplantae; Streptophyta; Magnoliopsida; Lamiales; Lamiaceae
Source: RefSeq, a predicted model, not a curated record